AUGGUCAAUGAAGAAUGUGCGUGCCCCAAGGAUAGCUUCUUACUUCCCUACAUUGGCCUCAUCGUAGAUUCGAUCGCCGACCACCACUUGAUGAGCUUUAUGGAUGCUUACUCGGGGUACAACAGGAUCAGCAUGUACCUCGGUGAUGAGGAAAAGACGUCGUUCAUCACCGACAGAGGAUUAUACUGCUACACUGCCAUGUCGUUUGGUUUGAAAAAUGCAGGAGCCACCUACCAGCGGCUGGUCAAUCAAAUGCGGUUUCCUCGGCCUUGGUGUGAGAAGAUGAUGGGGUCCAAAGACCAGUUUACUAUGGGAAGCGGGGUGCACAUCAUCACGGAUGAGGGUGAGAAGCAUGACUACACUGUCAAGUUGGCAUUCAAGACCACCAAUAACGAGGUAGAACAUGAGGCGCUCCUUCUUGGCAUGACAAUAACGAGAUCCUUGGCAACUGGAAUUUAA
This is a messenger RNA of Carya illinoinensis, 459 nucleotides long. RefSeq lists its product as uncharacterized. Bases 1 to 459 code for a protein of 152 amino acids. Lineage: Eukaryota; Viridiplantae; Streptophyta; Magnoliopsida; Fagales; Juglandaceae. The record is from RefSeq and is a predicted model, not a curated record. The transcript has 3 exons.